Octopus sinensis (East Asian common octopus) is the source of this 7028-nucleotide messenger RNA. RefSeq lists its product as uncharacterized. Lineage: Eukaryota; Metazoa; Mollusca; Cephalopoda; Octopoda; Octopodidae. The record is from RefSeq and is a predicted model, not a curated record. Gene Ontology annotation, molecular function: calcium channel activity; protein binding; calcium ion binding. Gene Ontology annotation, biological process: detection of mechanical stimulus. Gene Ontology annotation, cellular component: membrane. Bases 758 to 6700 code for a protein of 1980 amino acids. The transcript has 22 exons.
UUCGUUGGUUUAGUGUGUCUCUUGAUUCCAUUCUGAGUACAUGACAGACAAUGACGAUCAGAAAAAUGGACUUGCUUUCUAUCAAUUUGGUUUUGGCAAGUCUAUAUGCAACAGUCUUUAUGUUCGGCCCUAUGCCCUACAAAAUAAUUGGUAUGGAAGCAAACCUGAAACUUGAAACUAUCAAAGAAGCAAGUUCUUCCGAAAACGUCACCAGUUUAUUCGAGAAUAACACAUCACUCAAUGUCUCAAGCGGUAAGAAAAAAGAAUACUACACAACCUACCUUUAUGAAAUCAUUGUUACUGUAGUAUUAGAUGCCGAAGAAACAUGCAUUUUGAAUUAUGGCGACGAUACUGAAGAAGAAGAAAUAGUUUUUCCUCUUGGUUUAGGUUCGAGAUCAAUUGAUCAUGAAUAUAUAAAUUCAGGAUCUUAUAACAUAACUUGUACGUGCACAGAUAUUGUUCGAGCAGUUGACGUGCCGAUUCCAAGUACAGAAGGCGACAUUAGUUUUACUAUUUCAGGCGACAAAUAUUAUCAUGGCCCUGCUGUUGUUCUUGAUGUUAUGAUACAAGCAAAAACCAUUUUCGGGGAAUGGGAAUGUAUCAUAUAUAUUGAUAAGGAGGAUUUUAAUAAAAUUAAUAUUAAGCAUAAGAAAAAAAAAAAGGAUGAUGACGAAUUCACUUCCGUUGACACUGAGAUCAUUAUUAACGAACCUGGAUGGCAUAAAAUUGUUUGGAAUGUAGUUUGGAUGACUACGUUAUGUACAAAUACGAAAACGUCUUUAUUCAAGACAAAUGUUUUAACAAAACCAUCUUUACAUUAUAUCCCCGUACAACAAUUCAAAGUCCAUUCGUAAUAUUCAGAAUUGACGAAAAAGUCAAGCUUUCACAAUCAGAUUUUGUUUUAUGUAAAUCAAAACCACUGACUUACUUAUGGAAGCUUCAGAAAAUGAUUGAAGGUGAAUUAAGAGAUAUAGAGCACGAAAAUAUAACACUUGAUUUAGAAUAUCUGGAUUUUCUCCCUUAUUCUACACAGGGUUUGUACAAAAUCGAUUUGGAAGUAAGCAGUGACGACAGGAAAGUUUCCGAUACUAUAUAUAUCAAAUUCAGCGAAGUACUAAAACCAUUAUCAUUUUUAGGCGGAGAUAUAAGUACGAAAAGUCUAGGAACCACCUUAUACGUAUUGCACGAAAUCGCUGAAUAUUAUAUGUGGUGUUAUAGGAAUACAACACAAAAAUUAAAUUUUACUGAAGAUUCGAUACAAGUAAAAAGUGAUGCUACUUACAACUGUUCCGACUUUACAAACGAUACAUAUUUUGAUAUACCAAACGAAAAGCCUGGACUAUAUCUCAUUAAAGUGAUCGCUGUGUCUGAUUUUGGCUUCAGAAUUAUCCAGAAACAUUUACAAGUUGAUAUAUCAACAUUGGAUAUUAAUAUCAGCUGCGUAUUUAAUUGCAACGGCCAGUUGUCAAUAAGAAACGACUGGUCUCUCGGAGUAUCCAUAGCCCUUGCACCCGGCCAGAAUAUAUCGUUGGCUUCGUUUUUCUGGGAACUUUAUCGAUAUGUAGACGGAAUAUAUGAACCAGUAGAAGACUGGGAAGACUGGACAGCAGGUCUCUUCACGUCGUCCAUCACUCUCAGUUCCGAUCAUGUAGCACCAGCAACAAAAUACAGAAUUGCGAUUAGAGUUGUUUGGUUGGACAAAGUAGCAUACGCAACUUACGAUGCUAUAACUGGAAUUCCACCAAAAGGCGGAGACUGUGAAUUGACACCAUUACAAGGACAAGCUUUAGAUACUUUGUUCCAAGUGAAAUGCAGCCGCUGGUUUGACGAUGGCUCUAGUCUUUUCCGACAAUCUACGUCAAAUGCGACUGUUAAGAAUGCCGAGUUGAAAUACAUGAUUCUCUUCUCAAGUGGGUCUCAUGAAUGGGUCUUGUCAUACAAAAGUGAUGAAGAAUCCGACCUCUUGUACUUCGGGAUGGGAGAUGAAGAAAAUGACUACAAAGCAAAAAUUACCGUUAGAAUAUACGAUGUGUAUUUUUCGUUCGCAUCUAAGGUUUUUGAAAUCGCUAUGGAAAAACCAAAUAUUGCCAGUGAAAAUCUUCAGGCUAUCCAAGAUCAUUUGCUGAAUUUCUUGGCACCAGAAAAUACUGAUCAAGACAGUCAUUACGUGCAUUUAAGCAAAAUUAAUAGCGUGGCUAGUUUUGUAAUUAGCAUGUCGAUCAAAAGUGUUCUACAGAAAUUAGGAUACGAUGCCAGGAAAAUGGUACAGGGUAAAUUUAUUGACUUCGAUGCCGGCAAAAAAGAACCUGAAACUUUUGAGGAGAUGUUGUUUAAAAUUUCCAACGACGAUAGCGAAGAAAGAAUAAACCUACUCACUCCCAUAAUUACUCUUUGUAUUGACAAGUUGGUCAACAUCAGCGAUUUUAGCACCGAGAUUAAGAUCUUAGAGUUAAUGUCCAGUGUCAAUGCUGUUUCAGGGUACUACCCCUAUGUAAGCGAAAUCGACAUGAAAAUAGUACUGAAUUUUUCAGUCCAGCUUCUGAAAUCAGCUGCAGAAAUGAAGAAUGAAUCCAUCCACAUCUUUCUCUCAGACAUUGCCGACAGCGGAGAAACCUUAAUAAGUCGAAUAAUGUCCAUACUGAACACUGAGCAGAUUCUGUUGGCUAAAGCAGGAUUGGAUAUGGAGAAAGUGAAGCGGGAUUACGAAGAUUCCUUGUCAUACGUCGACGAAGAAACACAAAGUAUGGUACUAUACAAUGCAAUAUUGAGCGAUAACGAAAGGUCUUUUAUAAUCAACCAAGCAUUUUUGAAGGCUAAUGAAGGCAUAAAUAUAAAACGGGGAGAUGCUUCCGAAUAUAACGACAUUGUGAACGAAAUUCAUUAUUAUCUGAAAACUAUCAUCAACUCAAUGAGCCCAACCGGACGUGCAAGUAAAUCAAAAACAGCUACUUCCGUGUGUUCUGAAAAGAUAUCGAAUUCAAAGAUGAGAAAGAGCGGAAUCGGUUGUGGUCCUUUAAGUAUUCAACUGACUGGUUCAAGUGGAACACAAUUCGAAAAUGAAAGUAACGUUAUGGAGGCUUUAUCGACAGACGAAAAAUUCUUAACAUACGACGAAAACAUGCGAUCGGCUUUGAUCACUUCACCUACACUAAUCCUAAGUUCAGAACGAGACAAAUCAGAAAAAACUUUCGUUGUAGAAUUUAAAGACAAACUGUCUGAUAUGCCUUAUCGAAAACCAAAGUUUGUCGCCGAGGAUCAAUCCUUCAUGUUUUACCAUAAAUUCCAGUACAGGUCCAGCACUGACUACAGCUGCAUAAAGCUACAAAUGGAAAAAAAAGCUAUACUUGGUUAUGAGGUCUAUUUCCGGUUGAACAGUAGCCCAAAUAAUGAUACAUUUGAUUACAGAACCGCGUUUAACAAAGACAACCUCACAAGUGGUGAUUCUUAUCAUUUUUGUGUUCCUGUUGAUACUUUUGAAAUGAACGGCACGAUGUACGUCGGUCUGAGACCCUUCCAGCUACCGGGAUAUGAGUCAACAAAUAUCUUCAGUAAAUAUGCCUUCAAAGGAUUUUCUGUCAAUUGCAUGGCAUGGAAUGGUACAGCCUGGGUCAAUGAUACAUGCAAGAUGGAGUGGGGAUCGUCUAUAAGAUGUCGAUGUCAAAGUAGAGGAGAAGUAACAGUGGCCAACAGUUUCUUUAUACCACCAAACACCAUUGAUUUUUCGACAGUUUUCCAGAAAUUUGAUCUUGCAAACAACGGUAUCGUUUUCGCGGUUGUUGUUUCUAUAACAUGUAUGUUUAUUUUGUUGAUUGCGUGGACUUGUCGACAAGACCGGAAAAGCAAAUGGAUGGGUAAUAUAUGGCCUCUCUGUGACAAUAAAAUCAAUGACACAAACUUUUAUCUUAUUACUGUCUUCACUGGAUUGAAAGCAGAUUCUGGAACAUCGUCAAAUAUUUGUUUUAUCCUCUGCGGUGAAAAAAACACAAGUGCCACACGAUGUCUUAAUGAUGGGAUACACAAGGGUUUCCCAACAGGAUCGCUGAGGAAGUUCUUAAUGAGCACAUCCGAUAGUUUGGGUGAUCUCAUAUAUUUAAGAAUAUGGUCAGAUUGUUCAGGAUAUGGACUCGAUUCUUCGUGGUAUUUAAAUAAAGUGGAAAUUAUGGAUACUAAAACGGAGAAAAUAUUUGUUUUCAGGUGUGAAGGUUGGCUUGCAACAGACAGUUAUGCUUCGACCAUCUACAAUAUCUCCUGCAACAGAUCAAAUGAUCAUCCCAUUUUUAAAAGCCGAUUUGUAGACCAUAUUCAGCACUCGUUGAGCGAUGGACACCUGUGGUUCUCUACUUACGUGCACCCGUGCUAUUCCACAUUCAGCCGCACUCAAAGAAUCGUUUGCUGUGCAACAGUCCUCUAUCUUACAAUGAUAACUAAUGCCAUGUUUUCUCCUUUUGACAAUAGACUCAAAGCAGAGAACGAUCUUACAAUUGGUCCAAUUCGUUUAAAUCUUCGCCAAAUAGCUGUUUCUAUCCAAAGCAUUGCGAUCACAGUGCCGUCUACAUUAUUCUUAGUGGCAUGCUUUAAAGAUUCGAAGCCGGACGGAACUUGCUGUUGUUGUAAGAAGAAACCCAAAGAAGAUGAAGAAAAUAUAGAUGAUGAUGAUGAUGAUGAUGAUGACGGUGGUGAUGAUGGUGAUAAUACCACCUUUGUGCAAAAAAAAGCAAACUAUUCACGUGAUAAGUUCUUACCAUUUUGGUGUGUGUACGUCGGUUGGAUUUGGGCAACAUUAGUCAUAUUUACUUCCGGUUUCUUCGUAAUUUUGUACAGCUUAGAAUGGGGAAGUACUAAAUCAGAGUAUUGGCUUACUUCGUUUGCUAUGUCAAACCUAGAGUCUUUUGUUCUUAUAGAUCCAGGAAAGAUACUCCUACUGUCAUUGGCAGUCUCUAUAUUAAGGAAUCGACCGAAAGUCAAACAAAUCAGCUACAAUGAAUAUAUUAACAUACUUAAUGCCAUCGACGGACAUUUAAAUCGAAGAAGGCAAAUACAGUAUGCAAAGAAAGUUGUAUUCACACCACUCGAGGAAGAAGCGCGAAAAAUUAGACAUCGGAAAAUUAUUUCUGAGAUGUGGUGCAAGAGUGUUGUUGUAAAUGGUAUUAUAUACAGCUUUUUACUAAUAUCUGCUGGCUACAUAGCUUAUGUAAACCAAGACACAAAAAAUUACAGAAUGAAGGAGUCACUCGAGCAUGUAUUUGUCCAUCCACUUGGGAGUAAACACAAGUUUACAAAUGUGAAAACUGUGGAAUUAUACUUCGAGUGGAUGGAAAAGGUUGUUUUCCCAAAUUUUUUUCCGACUGCAAGUAUUUUUAAGAAGAAAAUGGUUUCUAUUGAGAAAAUGUAUAUAUCAGAUGGCGUAAAUAUAAAAAUUGGUCCGGCAAGAUUACGACAACUGAGAGUCAAAAAGUCAGAAAAUUGUGAUAAAUCGAGUCUUAAAAUCAAAAGUUGUAACAAAGGAUACAAUUUGCUGAACGAAUUAAAAGAUCCUUAUUGUCUUCGGUGGCAACCGGAAACAGUUUUUGGAUGUCCACACAAUGAGAGCGUCACCAACUUAACAUCAGAUUCUUGGAAGUAUACUCCGGCUUCAAAAAUAAAUGGUGUACCAAUUAUUGGUAUGUGGAACACAUACGGUGGAGGAGGUUACAUAAGUAAUUUCGAGAUUAAUGGUAUCAUAUCGAAGGCCAUGCUGGAGGAGCUGAUCCGAGCUAAAUGGGUUGAUAGACAGACCAGAGGAGUUUUCUUGGAGUUUACGCUUUAUAAUGCCAAUACUCAUAUGUUUGCAUACAUGAACUUUCUAGUGGAAUUUCCAGAGACUGGUGGUGCUAUACCAUAUUACAUCAUAAGUGUGUUUCGCCCGUUUGGCAUUGAUAGCGUCAUCACUAUUGUGUUUCAAGCGAUCUUUAUAUUCUGUAUUGUUUUAUUGCUUAUCAAAGUUAUAUACAACCUAAUCAAAAUGCAAAUGGCAUUUUUCUCUCAAUUUUGGAACGUGAUUGAUUUUUUUUCGCUGAUAUUCUGUAUUGUGUCUCUCGCUGUAUUCAUUAUUCAACGCACACAAACCGAUCAGAUUCUUGAAGAAUUUCGCCAAGAUCCGAAAGCAUUCGUAAAUUUCUACCACAUUGUGAUUUGGAAUGAGAUAAUAUCAAUUGCUUUAGCAUUCCUGAUUUUCUUUGCAAUUAUUCGCUUGUCGUGUAUCCUUGGAGUCAGCCAGACCAUGUUGCAGAUAUCGCUAAUUCUUAACCGAUGUGUUUCGCAUCUAUUUGGCGUCAGUUUUCUAUUAUGUAUUUACGCAGGAAUUUACGCCAUGCUUGGUUAUUUAAUUUUUGGUUCCAUUUGGUCUUACCGCAGUUAUUCCUCAGCUCUGGUAUCCGUCUUUUUGAUAGUCUUAGGAAAGACCAACUAUACGGAGCUAAAUGAUAUCGCACCAAUUAUAGGAAAGAUAUAUUUUUUCUCUGUGGUAUUUUUCAUGAUAUUUAUGCUUCUGAAAAUGUUUGAAAGUGUUUUGGGUGAAUGCAUUAGCAUGAAACAGAAUACAGAAUUGGAAGAUUAUAAUGUUAUGUUAAUGCUAACAAAAUAUUUUCGCAUGCUUAGAGAAAUAGGUAAAAAGAAUUCGAAAGUUAGCGAUGUCACAAUAAACAAAAAGGAGUUUGUUUAGUUUACUCGGAAUAUUUAAAUUGAUUAGUAGAAGUAGACAGCUGAAAUAUUUGAAAGCAGCAAAGAUUUAACAGCAACAACGAUGAGUAUGUAUUGUCAUUUGUUCAAAGGGAAACAUACAAACACACCUGCCUUCCACUAAGCCAUACCGUUAUUACGUUUGUAGAACAUCACAAACCAUAAGACGUUCAAUUUUAAUUAUCAAAGAAUGGACACACACACGCACACACACACGCACACGCACACACACGCACACACACACACAAAUAUACUACCACCACCACACGCAUGCGCAUGCACACGCAUACAUUCCUCUAAUUUGUGAAUGU